CUAAUCAUUAUCGAGUUUCGAUUUCUUUGUUUGUUUGUUUCGUGUUGGAGAUUUCAGAGGGGCAGCUCGAUUAUUAGAUUAUUGAGAGUGAUCCGCAUCUUGAAGGUCUAUACCGUCACCUGUUUCUGGAGUGAUCAACCAACAUAAUGUGGGAGGAAGGUACUAGUAGCCCGAAAGGGUUACCUGACUCCAAACAAUAUGACGCAGUUUUCAAUGAACUAAUGCAGGAAUGUAAGCACAGCGCCCCGGGAGCUCGCUUAUCUGCUCGACUGCGCACCGCUCUAGAAAGGAUGCCGCCGGCGGCGCGUCGCGCGGUGUGCAGCCGCACGCGCGACGGGUGCGCGCCACUGUUUGUCGCGUGCCGGCGCGGCAACGUGGAGCUGGUGGAGUACCUAGUGCACGUGUGCGCCGCCGACCUCGAGCAGCGCGGCGUUUACGAGGUGCCGCACGACCGCAGCACGCACUCCGUGACGCCGCUGUGGUGCGCCGCCGUCGCCGGGCGGCUUCCCGUGUUGCGCGCGCUCGCCGACGCCGGCGCCGCGCUCGACGCCGCCUCCGACAGCGGCUCCACUCCCGUGCGCUCCGCCUGCUUCAUGACGCACCUCGACGUGGUGCGCCUGCUGCUCGAGCGCGGCGCUGACCUGCACCGCCCCAACCACAACGGCGGCACGUGCCUCAUCAACGCUGUGCAGUCGGUGCCGCUGUGCGCGCUGCUGCUGGAUCACGGCGCGCGCCCCGACCACCAGGACAUGCAGCUGAAGACGGCCCUGCACUACGCCGUGCAGGAGCACCGCCUGGAGACGGCACGCCUGCUGCUGGAGCGCGGCGCCGACCCGCACCUGCGCUCGCGGGCGGGCGACGACGCGCUGCGCACUGCCUGCCUCAAGGGCGCUACUCAGAUCGUGGAGCUGCUGGUGUCCCGGGUGCAGUACAGCGCGGAGCGGGUGGCGGACGCGUACGAGCUGCUCGGCGCGACGCAGCUGGACGAGUUCAACGACGUGCACGCCGCGCUCGCCGCCUGGCGACACGCCACCGCCAUCAGACACGCGCACGGACAAUACAUAGAGAAGCGCAACUGGGAGGGGCUGACGGAGUGGUCGGUGGGCGGGACCGGCGCGGCGGCGCUGGGCGGGGCUCGCGAGUGGCGCACGCCGGCCGAGCUCGCGGCGAUCGCGGCGGACGUGGACGCGUUACGCGCCGCCGCGCUGCUCGUAGCUGUCCGCGUGCUCGGCGUGCAACACAAAGACACCGUGUUCCGGCUUAUGUACCGCGGCGCGGCGUACGCGGACGCGUUCCGGUACCAGCGGUGCAUCGACCUGUGGAUGUGGGCGCUCGAGAUCCGCAUCGAGAAGGACUCGCUGCUGUACUCCGACACGUGCCAGACCGCCAGCGCGCUCACCCGCCUGCUGCUAGACGCGCGCAGCGGCCGCCUCGAGCGCGCCGCCGGCGUGCCGCGCCCCCGCGACGUGCUGCGCGCCUUCCGCCUGCUCGCCGACGCCCUGCCCGCCGCCCGCGCCGCGCUCCGCCCCCGCCCCGUGCACCGCCGGCAAGCCGACAACUACGACCGCGCCCUGCGCUGCGCCUCCCACCUGCUGCACCUGCUGGCCGCCGCGCCCGCCGGCGCCCCCGCCGACGCCGCCGCCGUGCCGCCCGCCGACGUGGCGGCCGCCGUGCGCGCGCUCGUCGCCGCCGAUGUCCGCAGUGCCAGCACCGGCGACACGCUGCUGCACCUGUGCGUGUCGCGGCUCAACGUGGUCCGCAGCACGUACUUCGCGGACGAGAGCGCGGGCGGCGUGUUCCCGAGCGCGGCGGCGGUGCGCCUGCUGCUGCGCUGCGGCGCGGACCCGCUGGCGCGCAACGAGGCGCGCAGCACGGCGCUGCACGUGGCGGCCGUGCCGUACAACUACACGGGCGCGCUGGUGGCGGCGCUGCUGGAGGCGGGCGCGCACCUCGACACGCCCAACCGCUUCGGCGACCGCGCGGCGGACCUGGUGCUGCACAACCGCGCGGCGCGGCUGCGGCCGCUGCGAUACGUGACGCUGCGGUGCCUGGCGGCGCGCGCGCUGCUGGCGGCGCACCCCGCCCCGCUGCCGCCCGGCGUGCUGCCCCAAGAGCUGGAGCGCUUCCUCGACCUGCACCGCCCCUAGACGCCGCGACCGCGACGCUUUAUAAUUUUCUACGCUCGAUACCGCUGCUCGUGAUGAACUCCUGGAAUCCGCCUAAUGUUUUAUCGAUUACACGAUGUUUUAUGAGUUAUCACUGAAUGUUUAGGGAUCGUAAUAUCCGAUGUAUGUUAGAAAAUACAUGAAAUUUUAAUUGUAAUCUUAAAUCUAUAAGCAUAAGUAGUUUAUGUUCCUGGUAUUAACCUUGAUGUACUCUAAAUACUAUUAUUUGUCCCUACAUUACAUUGCACCCAGUACAGUACUUAUAAAAAUUUGGCAAUGUGCUUGCUGCUUCACCUGUUUUUAAUUUUGAUCUCAAUUUUGUUAGAAGCUUCCAAUUUAUUAGGAAGUUAUAGAAAUUAUUUAAUAAAAUGAAUAUAAUUUUCUAUUAGUAAGAUUUAUAUCAAUUGAGUCUAUUAGAGAUACUCUCAAAAUUAUAAUAUUAU
Molecule: messenger RNA, 2608 nt
Organism: Aricia agestis (brown argus)
Lineage: Eukaryota; Metazoa; Arthropoda; Insecta; Lepidoptera; Lycaenidae
Gene: m-cup
Product: protein fem-1 homolog A
Exons: 6
Coding region: 147-2147 (666 amino acids)
Biological process (GO): ubiquitin-dependent protein catabolic process
Cellular component (GO): ubiquitin ligase complex
Molecular function (GO): protein binding
Source: RefSeq, a predicted model, not a curated record